AUUAGUUAUCGAUAUUCUAACGGUGCACCAUUCGUAAUAUUGACUUCGGCGGACACACGUGUAGUGAGUGUAGAAAAAUUGAAAAUGAUAUUUAUCAGUAAAACUAUUCCAUAUAUAUACGCGCUACUAUAUUUAAAUCGAGAAGGUAAUCCGUUUCAUUCAACGCUCCGGGAUCGAUUUUGGAACCAAAGCCAGGAAGCCAGUGCACUAGAAGUAAACGACUUCGCGGUAACUUAUUCUUUGAUACCGUUCCGUGCCUCCACAGGAUUUGUGGUCAAAAUAAAUGUACCAGUAGACGCUAAGCUGGACUUCAAAGGUCUCGCCGCGAAAUACGGGCACCCGUGCGAGGAACAUUACGUCGAGUCAGAGGACGGUUACGUCACCAAGUUAUUUCAUUUACCGGGAGACAGGAAACGACCGGUGCUCAUGAUGCACGGCAUCUUCGAUUCUGCCGAUACUUUUAUCAUCAGAGGCAAGAGAUCAAUGGCCAUAUCUCUCGCGAACGCUGGCUACGACGUGUGGCUGGCAAACAUGAGAGGAAACAAACAUUCCCGGAGACACGUUACUCUGAAUCCCGACAAAGAUCCUGAAUUUUGGAACUUCAGUUACCACGAAAUGGCGUUGUACGAUCUACCUGCGACUAUCGACUACAUCCUGGGUCACACCGGCCAAACACGGAUCUAUGGUAUCGGUCAUUCCCAGGGCAACAAUAUCUUCUUCGCAAUGACGGCAAUGUUGCCACAAUAUAACAAAAAGAUCAAGGUUUUUAUUUCGUUAGCACCAGCAGUUUAUAUUGGCAACAUUGAAAUGCCCACGAAAAUACUAGUCCUCCUGUCUCCCCUUGUAAACUACCUGUUUGAGGGAGUUGGCAAUGAGGAAAUUUUGCCCGAUGGGACAAUUCUUCAGAGACUUUUGCAAAAAGUUUGUCCCUUAGGGUUGCCAGGAUAUGUUUUAUGCGUUGAGUUGAUUCUAUUUCAACUAGCCGGUUACAACACGGCAGAACUGGAGCGAGAAUUCUUGCCGAUUGCACUUGGUCAUACCCCCAGCGGAAGUUCAAGGAAAAACCUCAAUCAUUUGGCGCAGUCGGGAAAAUACAAGCGUUUUGCCUAUUACGAUGCCGGCGCUGAAGAAAAUAUCCGACUAUAUGGAAGAAAGGAACCUCCUUUGUACGAUCUCAGCGCGGUCACCAUGAAAGUGGCCAUUUUUACUGGCAACAACGACAAAUUGGUCGUUAUGAAGGAUACUGCGAGACUGCGAGACCAGUUGACAAAUGUUGUCGAGUACAGGGUAUUGAAACCGCGAAAAUGGAAUCACGUGGACUUCGUAUGGGGGAGGAACGCUGACAUUUAUUUGUUUCCAUAUAUCCAUCAAUUGUUGCGCAAAUAUUAAGGAAAUACAACCGUUACGUUCUUUUAAGACUAAAAUUCUUACAUCGUUCAAUGCAGGAGAAUUUAUUGUACUGAGAACUUCAAAAUAAAUGUUUCAUUCGUCUUGAACUUGACGUGUUUUAAACGACAAUUAAACUAAUUUUAUGGUUUACGUAUUUAAUUGGCAACUGUGAAACAUUCACACCGAUAAAUU
Molecule: messenger RNA, 1581 nt
Organism: Bombyx mandarina (wild silkworm)
Lineage: Eukaryota; Metazoa; Arthropoda; Insecta; Lepidoptera; Bombycidae
Product: lipase 1-like
Molecular function (GO): hydrolase activity, acting on ester bonds
Source: RefSeq, a predicted model, not a curated record